AUGACGACUCCCAGGCUCUUAUACACAAUUGAACAACCACACGGGCUCGGCGAACUGUACUUUAAGUGGCAAAAAGGCGAAUCUCAUUCACUUCUUGCUACCACUGGCACUGAUGCGACAGUAGCUAUACACGAUAGAGGCGGAAAAUUACUUGAAAGAAUUAAACUACCAGGCUUAUGUUCUGGUAUGGAAUGGGAUAAUGAUGGUGAUUAUUUGGCAGUCAUUACACCAAACAGUAAUACUGUGCUACUUUGGGAGUGUCAUUCUAAUAAACGGAUCAAUAUAGAGACAGGGCUCCGAGAGGCUCCGUCAUGUCUGGCAUGGUACUAUGGAGAACCAUUGUUAGCUAUUGGGACGCAGAAAGGAAAUCUGGCUUUGUACAAUCAUCACACUACUAAGAGAAUACCUAUAUUAGGCAAACAUACAAAGAAGAUUACAUGUGCAGCAUGGAAUCGUGACAGUAUAUUGGUACUUGCCUCAGACGAUAAGAACUUAUCAAUAAACAAUUCCGACGGAGACACACUUAGAAUGAUAUCACUUAGAGACAUACCAAAUGAUUUACAAUUUUCAGAAAUGAAGACCGAUGAAAGAGUUUCAGGAGAAAAUACUAUAAGUCUUAUUGUUGGAAAACGGACUCUGUAUUUAUACAAUCUCUUGAAUCCAGAGAAUCCGAUUGAGCUGGCAUUCCAACAGAGAUAUGGAGCGAUAGUAUCAUACAAAUGGUAUGGAGAUGGUUACAUCCUCAUAGGAUUCAGCGGUGGAUAUAUCAUUGCUAUAUCAACACACAUAAAAGAAGUUGGUGAGGAAUUAUUCCAAGUGAAAAAUCACAAGGAGAAUCUGUCCGAUGUGGCAGUUUUCAAUGGACAGGCUGCAUCAUGUGGGGAUGGCCAACUUAAGCUCAUCUCGGUGUGGAACAGUGGUGAGGUCUGUGGUUCCAUAGUUCCAGUGGGCGGUAGUGAGAGGGUUGAGUGGAGUGCAGACGGGCGACUCUUGGCCACGGCUGGCAGGGGAUACCUCAGCGUGUACGUGUCUGCGCUGCCUCCGCUCCACGCGUCGCACGGCACCAGGGUUGUCACGCUCACCAAUCUCACGGAGGUUACAGUCUACCAAUGUAUCGGCGUUGGAGAUGACAGCGACGCGGUUAAUAAAUCGGAGCCGGCAGCCCUAGCCACGUACAGCUUGCCUACGGAGCCCGAGCUGCUGUCUCUAGGGGGUUCUCACGUGUGCUGCUCAUCUGGUGUGGUGGGGUGGUUCGUGCCUUUGGGGGGCGGGUCCCCUCACCGUAGACAUUACCCGGGGGCUCCCAGCGCCCUCACUGCCACGGGAGGCUACGCUGCCGCACUCUUCGACGGCAAAGCCAUGUUGCAUUCGAUCGAAGCGUCGUCGUGUGAGGCGGAGCGCGAGGCCAUGCUGUUCCCUGAGCAGCACAUGAGCGGCGUGAGGAUCGUGGACAUACAUCUCACAAGCGACUUCUUUAUAUUCGUCACUGAUCAAGGUCACAUCGAGUACUUCAGUAUCACCAGCUGGUGCUCGUGUUCCCGCUACCGUCACGCGGCGGGCGCGCGCUCCCUCCACUGCGACAUCAGCGGCGCGCGGGCGCUGCUGGUGGACGGACGUGCCCGCGCGCACGUGUACAGCGCGCCCGCCGGGGAACUGUGCGCGCUGGUCGAUACACACAUCGUUAAAUCCGCGGUAUGGGACAUCUGUCUGUCUGAUCGUAACGUGUUCGCGGUGUACACGGGCGAGGCGGUCCACACGUACUGUUACUCGCCGAGUUCUAUCGAUGGACCGCACGUUGAUUUCGUGGCCACAACCGCCAUGGAGCAAGUGCUAUUGAUCCUGUUCUCUGGUGAUGUGUACUGUUAUUCAAGCGGAGGCGGCGUUUUAAGAAUACCUCUUGAUUCUCACAACACGAGCGGUCUGGCUGAUGCUGAUACAGAGAAACGUGUGCUGAACCAGAGACAGCAUAUCAAUAAACUGCUGCUGUUGAGACGAUUCACUGAAGCAUGGCUGUUCUGUGACGCUGUGGAUGAAGAGGAUUUGUGGAGGAAACUUGGAGAGGCGGCUGUGGCCGAACUAGCUGUAGAAUUCGCGAUACGUGUGUAUACAAGACUUAGCGACGUCGCCAUGGUCUGGGCCUUGGAGGACGCGCUUCAUAUAGAGGAGAUACCCGUGUUAUGUGGGAUGUUAUGCGCGUGUCUUGAUAAAGGAGAGGCGGCCGCUCGGUGGCUGGAAAAUGGACCACCGGUGAGGGCGUUAGAGAUAUAUGCAGCGAGGGGAGAGUGGGGACGAGCGGCUGACCUGGCAGCCACCACCUGCCCUUCACGAGUACCAUACACCGCGCUACAUCAGGCACAGCAUUUGGAACUCACGGCCGAUUACCACGAAGCUCUCGCGAAUUAUGAGAAGAGUAUUAUAACAGAAAACUUAGACGACGUUAAAGUGAAAGAACAUAACGAGAAGUGUGAAGCUGGUAUAGCUCGGACCUCUAUACGAUGUGGUGACGUCAUGAGAGGAGUUACUACUGCUAUGAAACUAUCACACUAUCCGAAUUUACUUAAAGACUGCGCCCAGUUACUAGUAGAAGAAAAACAAUACAGCCACGCCGCGGCGUUGUACGACCAUGCAGGGAAUACUGAAAAGGCUGCUUCGCUGUACAUUAAACUGAAAUCCUGGCUUAAAGUAGAGGCUCUACUACCCAAAAUCCAUUCGCCGAGCAUACACCUGCAAUAUGCGAAAGCAAAAGAGGCUGAAGGCAGAUAUGGAGAUGCCUUAAAAUCGUAUUUGAAAGCUCAAGACUUUGAAUCAGCCAUUCGCUUGAACUUGGACAAACUAGAUGAUAUAGACGAAGCCGUUAAUCUGGUUCAAGAGACCAAAUCGGUGCAAGGGGCGAAGAUGGUGGCCAAUUAUUUCCAAAACAGCGACGAUCCGACGUCGGCUAUAAAAUUCUUAGUUAUGUCCCUCUGUUAUGACGAAGCAUUUCAAUUGGCGCGUAAGAAUGGGAAACUGCAUUUAUACGGAGAAAUUCUGAUACAGACGUCACAUGCGAGGGCCGAGGAUUUCAGGAGUUUGGCGUUACACUUCGAAGGGGAAAAGAACAGUCUGUUGGCCGGCAAGUAUUAUUACCACGCGGGAGAUUAUAAUAAGGCCAUGACACAUCUACUGAAGGCGGGUGCUACGGAGAACGAUGAAAACGAAGCUAUUACCAUCGCUAUAGACUCUGCUGCCGCUAGUGAUGAUGAGAGAUUAACUAGGAGGUUAAUAGAGUUUCUUCUGGGCGACAUGGACGGCAACCCUCGUGAUCCGCGCCACCUUUUCCGUCUAUAUAUGGCCAAAAAGCAGUUCACUGAAGCUGCUAAGACAGCGGUAGUUGUAUGUGCGAGUGAGUGCGCCGUAGGCAGAUACCGCGAGGCUCGCGACGUGUCCCGAGGGCUUGUCUGUGCGUUGAGAACACGUCGCGCGACGCCUCCUAGAGAUCUGAUGCACCACCUGGCGCUGCUGCACUCUUAUAUACUGGUGCGGACUCACGUGCGUCGCUCGCGUCACGACCUGGCGGCCGUCCUCUUGCUACGGACGGCAUCUGAAGUAUCUUUCUUCCCUACAGAACAACACCAAGUGUCAAUAUUAACGUCGACGGUGAUCGAGUGUGUGCGCGCCGGCAUGAAGCACCAGGCGCACCAGUGGGCGCGCGUGUUGAUGGAGCCGCGAUACAGGAACAAGAUCGACCCCAAGUACAUAAAGAAGGUGGAGUCAGUAGUCCGUCACCCCCCGCGCGGCUCCCCUCCUCCCGCGCCCCGUUCCCCGUGUCCCCGCUGUGACGCGCCGCUGGUCCGCUCUGCGCUCACAUGCAGCAGCUGUGAGGACGACGUGCCCUUCUGUAUAGCCACUGGUCUUCAUAUUGAGAAGGAGGAUUUAACAGCAUGUCCAGAGUGUGAUUUCCCUGCUAUAUAUUCAGAAUUCAAGGAAAUUCUCUCCGAGGAAGGCAAGUGUCCGAUGUGUAACGAAUCAGUGGAUUAUCGACGACUGAUGAGAAUAGAUGACGUGUCGCUAUACUUGGACUCUAAGACGAGUCAAUAA
This is a messenger RNA of Danaus chrysippus (African queen), 4077 nucleotides long. NCBI's taxonomy places the organism in Eukaryota, Metazoa, Arthropoda, Insecta, Lepidoptera, Nymphalidae. The record is from the annotation of a GenBank genome assembly.